UCUCAUUCUCCCGACGACAGUCACAACGAAUACAACCAAAUUAAUACUUGUCUUUUCGGUUAAAGAUAUCAAAACUUUUCUUCUGAUUUCCCUUUAUUGAUUUAUUUUUUGUCGGAAAUGGAGACCAUGCGAAACAAGAACGCUCCACGAGUUAAAUACUCCCCUCCUCCGAAGGUGGAAUCGGAUACGGAACUUAAGUUCACCGACGACGAGAAGAAGACAAUUACCGAGCUAAAGCAGCUCUAUCUGGAGACCAUAAACUUGGACGUUAAUCUCCAGCGCGAGAUCUACAACUUGGAGAAGGAAUACGAGGACAAGCAUAAUGUCAUUUUCGACAAGCGCAAGAAGAUCCUGGAUGAAUUCAGGAAGCAAAACCAUGGUGACUCGGAACCAAGCCAAAGCGUUCCUAACUUCUGGCUGAAGGUGCUUAAAUCUUCUUAUACGGAGUUUAUUAGCAAGAAGGACGAGAAAAUAUUGGAGUGCUUGUGCGACAUUCGCUCCCGUCUUCAUAACAAGCCGGUGGUGAAGUUUGACAUCGAGUUCCACUUUGACCCCAAUGAUUACUUUACCAACACUGUUCUGACCAAGACAUAUUACCUCAAUUGUCUACCCGAUCCUGAGGAACCACUUGCUUAUGAUGGCGCCGAGAUCUACAAAUGCGAGGGCUGCGAGAUCCACUGGAAGCAGUCCAACGACCGUGAGAAGAAGGACGGAUCGCAGGAAACACCAUCAUUCUUCGACUUUUUCUCGCCGCCUAUUUUGCCAAACGACGUCGAGGAUCCCAACUAUUGCGAUAUCAAUGCCAUUUUGCAAAACGACUUCGAACUGGGCUUUUACCUUAAAGAGCGUGUGAUUCCAAAGGCGGUGAUCUUCUUCACCGGCGAGAUAGCCGAUUGUCAAAGCUCCACCGAAUCUGAGUCGGAGACUGACGAUACCGAGGAUGAGUCGGAUGCCGAGGAGCAAUCUUCCAAUAGCGCUGACAAGUAAACUCACAUCCUCAAUUUUACACAUUUUUUUCAAUUUAUAUACAUAUUUUUAACUUCACACACACCCCGAAGCACCGGGUAAAACAUGGUCUGUCCUUACGAGCUAAAAAAACUACCAAAUAAGCAUUUCAUUAAACGUAUAUACCAAAGGGA
Messenger RNA from Drosophila eugracilis, 1139 nucleotides. Its product is annotated as nucleosome assembly protein 1-like 1. The transcript is spliced from 6 exons. Bases 118 to 987 code for a protein of 289 amino acids. Gene Ontology annotation, biological process: nucleosome assembly. Gene Ontology annotation, molecular function: histone binding; chromatin binding. Gene Ontology annotation, cellular component: chromatin; nucleus. NCBI's taxonomy places the organism in Eukaryota, Metazoa, Arthropoda, Insecta, Diptera, Drosophilidae. The record is from RefSeq and is a predicted model, not a curated record.